This is a messenger RNA of Camellia sinensis, 1289 nucleotides long. The record is from RefSeq and is a predicted model, not a curated record. NCBI's taxonomy places the organism in Eukaryota, Viridiplantae, Streptophyta, Magnoliopsida, Ericales, Theaceae.
UUUUGUGAACACGACAAUUGACAAGUAAAGCAAUAAAUAUUCGAAAGCUGAAAUCUUUUUUAACAAAUUCAAUUUUCCAAUUCAAAUUCUCAAUUUCAUUGUUGGAGGUGAAGACUGAAGCAGAGGCUGGUGGAUAGCUUUGCUCAUCUUCAUCACUACUGGGCGGGUUUCUUAGCUGUUCUUGCUCUUUCUCAUCUAUACAGGAGAGACACAGAGAUGAGAAAUGGCUCUGGAUGUUGUUGCUUCGGUUGGUGAACAAUUGGUGGCCCCAGUUAGCCAAUUUGGAUAUUUCAUUUUUUAUAACAGAAACAUUAAGAAUCUCAAAAAACAAGUCCAAAAAUUGGAAGACACGAGAUAGAAUACAAAGGAAUGGGCAAAUUAUUGAACCUAGUGUUGAGCAGUGGUUGACAACGGUGGAUGAAGUUAGCAAAGAGACCGAAAGAUUCCUUCGUGAUGAAGACAAAGGGUGGUGCCCAAAUUUGAAAUCACGAUACUCAUCGAGCAAGGAAGCUAAGAAGAAGAUUGAAGAUGUGGUAGAGCUAUGUGAAGGAUUAGGAGACUUCUCUAGUGCUCCGAUGGGGAUCGCAUCCACAUUCAUAUCCGCCAGAGGUUUUAAGGGUUUUGAAUCUAGAAGAUUGAUUAUGAACGAUGUCAUGGAGGCACUGAAGGAUGAUAGAUUCCACAUGAUUACAAUAUGUGGGAUGGGAGGUGUUGGUAAGACAACAAUGGUGAAAGAAGUUGCCAAAAGAGCAAAAGAAGAGAAAUUGUUCGAUGAGGUUGUGAUGGCUGUAGUGUCCCAAAGUCCUAAUGAAAGAAAGAUUCAAGGUGAAAUUGGAGAUAAUUUGGGUUUGAAAUUUGAGGAGGAGACUGAACGUGGAAGAGCAAAUCGACUGUGUGAAAGACUAAGGCGCACCAAUAGAAUCCUUGUCAUAUUGGACGAUGUUUGGAGGCGUCUCGAACUGAAUGACGUAGGAAUUCCAUUUGGAGAUGGUCAUAGAGGUUGCAAAAUUUUACUGACUUCUAGAUUUGAUAAUGUAUGCAACGAUAUGAAUGCUCAAACGAAAUUUACAAUUGAAGUCUUGACUGAAGAAGAAGCAUGGAAUCUCUUUCAGGAGAUGGCUGGAAUUUCCAACAACACGAGUCACACAAGUACUGAUUUGUAUAUCACGCAGAAGAAAGUUGCGGAUGAAUGUGGAUGUUUGCCGAUUGCUAUUGUUACAGUUGCGAGGGCACUCAAAGGUAAAGAUGAGCAGUCAUGGAAUUCAGCCCUUCUACAAUUACGUAAAUAA